AUGCUAAGCCCUCGUUCCCUUCUCACCUCCUACCCUUCCUUCUUGCCUUGUACCCUUUCUUCUGCCCCUCCCUGUCUCUCUCCCAUCCCCCUAGACCCAUAUACCUCGCUCAUUGCACCAAGUCCCUCAUUCCAACAGGUUCAUCCUGCCUCUCCUACCUUUCCUUCCUCUCAAUCUCUCCUUCCCUUCUGUCCCGUUCUUCCUCUUCCCACCCCUCUUUCUUCCCCUCAACAAAUGGUAUUUUUUAACUCCGUUGCUUCCCGCUUCCUCCCCCAAAUCGUAUUCCUCCUCCUCCGCUGCUUCCCGCUUCCUCCUCCUCCUCUUCCUCCUCCUCCUCCUCCUCCUCCUCCUCCUCCUCCUCCUCCUCCUCCUCCUCCUCCUCCUCCUCCUCCUCCUCCUCCUCCUCCUCCUGCUUAUCUCCCCGCCAGCCCGCUUUCUACAGACGACGGGGAGAACAAGCUUGUUCAGAACCAGAAACCCGUAUCCUCUCCACUCAUAGCCUCCUUCUCCCAUACCCCCUACCCUCUCAUCCUGUCACUGGCCCUCUCCUCCCCUUCCCUCCCCCCCUCUCCCCUCACUCCCUUACCCCCAGCCGUUGUGCCACCUAGCCUCGUUCUCCCAUCCCCCCUACCCUCUCAUUCUGUCACCUGUCCACCUGAAGCUGGCCCCAGCUGUGUCUCCCCUCCUUACAGCUUCUCUGGCGUGUGGGGCCCUUGGUCGAAGCUGGUGCUCGUGCUCAUGAUGCCGCUCGGAGUUUUUCUCUCAGAUGACUCGGAACAAAGUGUGUGGAGCCCUUGGUCCAAGCUGGUUCUCGUGCUGGUAAUGCUGCUGGGCCGCCACAGAGGCCUGCCUGACAACAUCGACGCUGCCAUCUCCCUCCCCAACCGCAACCAGUUCAUUCCUGAACCACCUGCACUGCCUGCCCCACCUUCUGCAUCUGCUGUAUCUGCCGUCCCUGUUGUCGCACCUUGCAUGCGUUCCACGUGUGCACCAAGGUGA
This is a messenger RNA of Closterium sp. NIES-65, 999 nucleotides long. The record is from the annotation of a GenBank genome assembly. NCBI's taxonomy places the organism in Eukaryota, Viridiplantae, Streptophyta, Zygnematophyceae, Desmidiales, Closteriaceae.